CACGCCCCUCUCGUCUUGUGACCGGCAGACUUCACAGCCAAUCACAGGGUACCAUCUGGAAACAUGGCGUCUGGCUUUCUGUGGAGAUGCGCGGUGCUUGUGCUCUGCACACACAUGCUUUGUGCUGUAGAGACCGAGACUAAAGCAAAGGCCAAGAAAAAGAAGGACAUCCGAGACUACAACGAUGCUGACAUGGCACGGCUCCUGGAACAGUGGGAGGCAGACGAUGACAUCGAGGAAGGUGACCUUCCAGAGCACAAAAGGUCUCCUCCUCCCAUCGACUUCUCUAAGGUGAACCCCUCCAAACCAGAGGAGCUGCUUAAGAUGUCCAAAAAAGGUCGGACUCUGAUGGUUUUUGCCACAGUUUCAGGAGAUCCUACAGAGAAAGAGACAGAGGAGAUCACAGGCCUGUGGCAGGGCAGCCUUUUCAAUGCCAACUUUGAUAUUCAGAGGUUCGUGGUGGGUUCCAACAGGGUGAUCUUCAUGCUGCGAGAUGGUAGUUUUGCCUGGGAGGUGAAAGACUUCCUUGUGGCUCAAGAGCGCUGCGUAGAUGUUACUGUAGAGGGACAGGUGUUUCCAGGGAAGGCUGCCAACAAGGAUGAUGCCAAAUACAAGCAGCAGAAUGAGGUCAACACUAAGAGAAAGAGCAAGAAGAAAACGGAGAGCAAGAAGCCUGAUUUGGAGGGAAACCGUGCAAACUCUCUGAAACAGGAGCUCUGAUGAGUUUGUGAGUUAGUAAUUAACCUUGUGGUCUCAUAAAUGAUGCUUCCCACAUCCACUCUGUGAGCAGUGAACUGGUGAGGGCCCACUGGACCACCUGGAGAUGUGGAGGGAUGAGUGAACUAAUGAAUUCUGAUGGGUAACGUCACCUUCACUGCUCAGCUGGAAUCGUCACUCUUUCAGAUCAUUUUCAAUGGAAGCCAUAUUGAUUUCUGUUAAGUCAUCACCAGAUCAAAAGGAGCACAUGCAUUUAUUGUUAACAAGGUACUCCACAUGAGCACUGUCAAACAUUUAAUCCUUUGUAUCCAUGAUUGGUUGUGGAAUAAUUUUUGUGUGGUGCAGGCAUGGAGGCACAGAUCUCACCGUCCUGUCCUCGUGUGUUUGUAGCAUCCACAUUUUCUAUUUGAUUUGAUGAGAAAAUAAACUUUUGAUAUCUUUGA
This is a messenger RNA of Maylandia zebra (zebra mbuna), 1160 nucleotides long. NCBI's taxonomy places the organism in Eukaryota, Metazoa, Chordata, Actinopteri, Cichliformes, Cichlidae. The record is from RefSeq and is a predicted model, not a curated record.